Molecule: messenger RNA, 790 nt
Organism: Setaria italica (foxtail millet)
Lineage: Eukaryota; Viridiplantae; Streptophyta; Magnoliopsida; Poales; Poaceae
Product: 60S ribosomal protein L21-2
Exons: 2
Coding region: 86-580 (164 amino acids)
Biological process (GO): translation
Cellular component (GO): ribosome; cytosolic large ribosomal subunit
Molecular function (GO): structural constituent of ribosome
Source: RefSeq, a predicted model, not a curated record
CCUCGCAAACCCUAAGCGCCCGCCUCCCACCCUCUCCCGCCGCCGCCACCGCCGCCGCCGCGCGAAGCAAGCAGGAGCAGCCAGGAUGCCGGCCGGCCACGGGCUGCGCUCGCGGACGCGCGACCUCUUCGCGCGCCCCUUCCGCAAGAAGGGGUACAUCCCGCUCACCACCUACCUCCGCACCUACAAGAUCGGCGACUACGUCGACGUCAAGGUGAACGGCGCCGUCCACAAGGGGAUGCCGCACAAGUUCUACCACGGCCGCACCGGCCGCGUCUGGAACGUCACCAAGCGCGCCAUCGGCGUCGAGAUCAACAAGCAGGUUAAUGGCCGCAUCAUCAGGAAGCGUAUCCAUGUCCGUGUGGAGCACGUCCAGCCGUCCCGCUGCACUGAGGAGUUCCGCCUGAGGAAGGCUAAGAAUGACCAGCUGAAGGCAGACGCCAAGGUGCGUGGUGAGGUCAUCAGCACCAAGAGGCAGCCGUUGGGUCCCAAGCCUGGCUUCAUGGUCGAGGGUGCUACCAUCGAGACUGUCACCCCCAUCCCAUACGACGUGGUCAAUGAUCUCAAGGGUGGUUACUAGGUUGUUUGGUUGGCCUAUCUACCUGCACUAUCAGUUCUAUAUCUGUGUUACUCUAGUGCGUACAAUUUUGCUCGCUCCGAGCAGUAGUCUGGACCUAUUCUGUCUGUUCCUGUUGAAAGAUUUUCCAUUCUAGGUGCAAACCUGAGUUCAUCAGAACGCUCAAUACUGUUAUCUUUGCUUCUGAGAAUGAAGAUGUGCUUUCCUGAACCA